Molecule: messenger RNA, 5366 nt
Organism: Xyrichtys novacula (pearly razorfish)
Lineage: Eukaryota; Metazoa; Chordata; Actinopteri; Labriformes; Labridae
Source: the annotation of a GenBank genome assembly
GCCAUGUAUUCGUUAUGUAUAAUAACAGUAACAAUUCGUCGGCAUCAUCAUCGUAAUUUGAUCGAAUGUUAACGAAUUAAAGCAUGUGUCUGUCAGCGUUUUACUCUUCUCUUGACUGAACUGGUAGAAGCUUUUCGUUACGGGCGGAACUGUUUGUGUCCGCCCCUCAACAUGACCGGACUGAUUUGCCAGUGCACCGCUGAACUCCGUUUCGCUCUCAGCCGGUGGGAAACAGCGUCCACCUGUACAAAUCCCAAGUUUUUAUCACUUUUUUGGGGGGGAUUUGGUGAGUUAAAGACUUAUUCUUCAAUUACGGAAUUUCAAAUAGAAGAGGGAGCUAGCUAGCAUGUAAUAAACAUGAACAGUUAACGUUUCUGUAGUGAAUAUAAUCUCUGCUGCAGCAGGAUUUGAAUUGGGGUCUGCAAACCUGUACUAAUGUGUCAGAAUCAGUUAAAGUGUGACAGGGUCAUUUAUGGUUAUAAAUAUGAUUUAAGGUGAGACGAAUGAUUUUAUAUCCAAGUAUUUCUUUAUUGUCUGUCAGGUUGAGGUAAAAUUCAGUCAAAGUGAAAGUGCUGUUCUGAUUUAAAAGGUAAAAUAUGAGGAGCUGGUGUUUAGGUUCACAUCUUAUUGAAAACCUUUGACUCGACUGUUAAAGGAGAAUUUUAUGAAAACCAAAUCUUGAUCCUUAACCACUAUACAGCUUCCUGGAAGAAAAAAAAACACUUUCAGAUUUAAACUCUGUAUUCUGUUCAAAUCCAAAAAAGGUGACACUACUUUGUCUCAUCUAGACCCCACUGGACCAUGUCUUGAUCCACAAUCUCAAUAUUUUCAGAUUUGACCUAGAUGAUUCUAGAGAGGCUGCAGCCUCUUAAUAACAUCUUCUAAAUUUGUGACAAGGGAUGGGAAUUGAUAAGAUUGUAUCGAUAUCAAUGCCGUUAUUGAUUCUGCUUAUCGAUUCAGUUCUUUAAUGAUUCCCUUAUCGAUGCCUCUCUUUGAUUAAAAAAAAAAAAAAGGUAGACUUUAGGUUUUCACCAUUAACUCAAAAUUUUAUUGAGUCUCUGAUAACUGACAAAAUGUAUGCAUUUGAUACUGUGUUCUGUUGACAAAUGUUUAAGCAUGUUGCUGGUGUUUCCACCUUUGCAUAUUAUCACUGCUCGACAUACGUUGCAUGUUGCGCUGUUGUCAUCUCUCUUAGUAAAAUUAAGCCACACUUUAGAUCAUCUCUGCCUCCUUUAACCGUCCGCCAUGCUUUUUCUUUGUCUCUGUUCUUGUUCGCGUAGACUGGCUCUCGUGAAACUGUUUUUCAAGGCACCCAGAAGAAAGCAAUCGUUUUGGGAAUCGUUAAGAUAAAAUGUAAAUGAUGUCGAUGGAUUGAACCAUUUGGAAACGAUUCUCAACAGAAACCGGUUCUCGAUUCCCAUCCCUAUUUGUAACACCUUUUUAUAGUGUCUGUGAGUGUAUAAGAAACAGCAGCCUCACUAUUUUUUCAGGCUUCACCACAAAGAACUAGGUCUUCACCCAAAUCCAGUUAAUAGUCUUAUCAGAUAGCCAGUUAGAGGUAAACCAGGGGAAAAAAGAGCGAAUUAAUGAUAAAAUUUAUAUGAAAAAUUUCUGAUUGUUAUUCUUAACAAUUAUUUUUUGUGCUUAUGCUUUGCAGCAAAAAUGACAAUCUAUCCAUAUCAAUCAGUAACGCAAUAGGAGACAAGAAACUGUCUACUUGGAACAAAUAUGCUGUAAAGCUGUGUUUUAAAUUUAUUACUUCCAAGAGUUCAACUUAUUUUAGGUUUUGCACAGGUUGUGUGCUUUUGGAAUUUGGAUAAGAAUCAAGUCCAAUUGCAAUUCUUUAUUCAAUUCUUUCGAUGUCUUUAUUGCAAUUUCACAAACAAAUAGUGGUUUAAGAAGUUCAGGUAUUGUUGUUCUGCCUUCUGACCAGGUUCUAAAAGGUCCAAAGGUCCAAAGGCGAAAAGAGCAAUAAAACAGACCUUUUUUCUUGCACUUUUGCAACUCAAGUUUAGUGGUUUGGAACCAGGACCUUGUUGCAUCCUGUCAGUCUGGCAGUAGAGAACUAAUGCAACACAUGUGAUCACGUAUAAGGUUUAUAAUGUCAAACACCUUCAGUGAAUUUUUCAGGAAUCCAUAACCCUCCUCUCUACUUGGCCGUCACUGGGACCAAAAGUUGCUCAUGGGUGUUUUAAUGGCAGUUUUACCAGUACACAUUUUACAUAACUUUUACAACUGUUUCUAAAUAGAGUUUUAAAAAGUAGUAACAUGACUCUUAUCACAAAAUGUAUUAUCCAGUGUUCAUUUUUAAACGUCGUUUUACUUUGUGAUCCAGGGAAGAGGGAUCCCAGAGAACAACAUAAUACUGAAUGUUUUUGUGUCUGUUGGUUUUGAACAGGGAGAUGGCGCUGCGUGCUUGUGGCUUCAUAGUGUUUCGCCUAGCCAACUGUGUCCCUCCACCAGACAACAUUGAGUACCUCCUGUUGCAGACCUCAUAUGGAGAACACCACUGGACCCCACCUAAAGGUGUUAACAAAACAAACAUUUAUCAUGUAAGUGGGGAUGAAAACUUAGGAGUUUCUACUGGUACAGCUUUAACUGUUUCCUCAAACAGGUCACGUGGACCCAGGUGAAGAUGACCUCACCACAGCUCUAAGAGAGACCAAGGAGGAGGCAGGACUCGGAGAAGAGCACUUAAAGGUGAUAAAUGGCUUUGUGCAGGAGCUGCGCUAUGAGGUGAGAGGGAAACCCAAAGAGGUGCUGUACUGGCUGGCCGAGCUGAUGGACCCUGGGACAGCAGUGACCCUGUCAGAUGAGCACCAGGACUAUCGCUGGGCACGACUGGAGGAGGCCUGCAAUUUGGCAGGGUACAAAGACCUGCAGGACACGCUAAGAGCAGCACACAAACACCUGGAGGCUCAGGUGGACAAAUAGUGAUGAACCAGGGUGUAGACUGGGAAGAGACCUCAUUAAAAAAGGGGGGAAAGGCAUGUCACAUGGGUCUUUACUGUAUUUUUCAAUGUCAACCUUAAAAUCUGUGUUUCAGUUUACUGAUAUGAUCUUUGCCAGUCCAUAAAAACAUUAUUGCUUUGGUCAUCUAAAUGUUGUGUCAUUAGACCAAAUCAAAUUACUCAAUAUUUACACUGUAAGAAAAAGAAAAAGAAAAAAUGGAGAUAUGUGCUCUCUCAGGGUUUAUCUAAGGAAGGUGAUGUUUUAUGAGCUGACACUGAUAUAUUUGUUGUAGCUGGAGUCAAAUAUAUCCCAAAUUAAUCAGAUUUGGUGGUCCUUGGUAUUAUUUUCUGAAUGUAAAUGGGGAGUGGCUCAUUAAGAGACAAUAACUUGUGAAGCAAAAAAUGUAGCCGGGUAAAACCAAGUUGCAAGCAGCAGUUUUUGCCACAAGGUGGAGACAAACCCAGAAUAUCUAAUGGUUUCAGACUCCUGUUAUAAUUACAGUGAAAUACAACCAUUACUUUUGAAAAUUACUUCCUGUCAAAAGAAUUUUCACCCAUUAAUUGAGAUCAUUACACAGCGUUGAAGAUUGUGUUACUUAGAUUAAACAGGGUCUAACAUGAUUCUAAUUAAUGUAUCAUUAAAGUUUAACAAUGAACAAAACGUUGGUUGUAGUUUUAGUAAUAUUAUAUAAAAUCAACUGUCUUAUAAUCUGAGAAAAAACAAUUUCCAACCUACAAAAUAACAUUACCAGGUUUUACCAAAGCUUUGUCAACGUGUUACAAAGAGAGUUAGUUCAUGUGUUCAUCAGAGAUCAAAACAGAAGAACUAAUGUCGUUGAAAUCAUAAACACUGAAUAAACAAGAAUACUGCACAGGAGUGGAAGUAAAUAAUUAUAUUCACUCAGUUAACUGUCACCGAGUUUCCCAUAUUUGUAUUUGUACUUUCUGGGGUAAUUAUCAUACUUCAUUUUUAGGAGAAGCAUUUUUGCUUUUAUCAGAUGGGACAGCUGAAGAGAGACAAGAAAUUCAGAGAGCAGAGAUUGGGGGGCAGAAAAUAGUGCAAGGGGUUUCAGCCAGGAAUCAUGCCAGCAACUUCUGCAACAAGGGCUGAAAUUUGCAAGCCCUCUUCUGGGUGAGGUGAUAUUUAUGCUACUGCCCCAAACAACAUAGCUGCCAGGAUCACAGGGAUACACAAAACACUUCACCCCCAGCAUUGGUGAUUCUUGGGGACCCACCGAAACAAAGUCAUGAUAUUCCAUCCUUUCGUAUUAUACACCCUAUUUGUAAAUUGUGUUUCUUUCUCUCUCCUCUCUCAGUCGCACAGUUUUCUGAAAGCAAGUGCUUACAUAUAAAUUAAAAACAGAAUAGCAGGAGCUGACCAUCACUUUGCUGAAAGUGUUUCUCUGUUACAAGCAAAUGAGGACCUUCACAUUAGAUUGGAGACACUUUGGUCCCAGUUUACUGUCACACUGUUCUAUAUGAAGAAACAUGUUCUGCUUUUGACAUUGUGCUGCCAAAAGAUUAAAUGAGGACUAAAGAUUACACUAAUAGCCUCUGCUGAAGGGAUGAAACGGCGUAGUUAAAGAAAAAAAAAAAAAAAAGCUUUUUUCUCACUUUGGAAGUACUCACUUCGAUUAAGAGCCAUUUGUCACCUGGGUAUUCUUGUAAAUACCAUGCAGAAGGUAGCACAGUCUUUUCUAUUUUCAUCACAUAUACACAGUAUAUUAUAAAGUCAAAAUGUGAAUUGAGCACAGGCAGAAAUAUAACUUUAUGAUACAGUGGAGCAUCAUUGAACCAGUACUUCAUUUCAUGCCUGGCAGAGCAUAAAAGGCUUUUCACUAAGUAUAAUACCCUUUAUGAUUUGGCUGCAUCUCUGCAGUUUAUUUGGUUUGAUUAUGAUUUGUUAAAAGAAUUUUGGGACAUCUUUCUGUGGAAAAGGUCAUAUGGAUCAGCUCCAACAAAACAUGAAAAACCUCUGCUGCCACAAAUACUAUUUCAGUUUCUGAUUUCACCUUAAUACAGUGGAGGUCAAUGAUGUUUGACUUAUGGUGAUAUCAAAAGUAUUCAGCACCUCUGAUAGGCAUGAUUUCCUCAUUCAUGGUUAUCUUUAGCUGAAAUUUUGUCAGUUUGGGCUGUCAGAUUAUUAUUUUCACUUUAAAUUUAAGUGUUGACAUACUGGAUAUGUAGAAGCCCAAAACAGGAAUCUCAAUGUCAGACAAAUUAAGCAGUGUUGAUAUUUUGCUCUCAUUCACUUUUUCACCAUAGGUAAAAACUACCCCAUGAGUUUUCCAUUACUUGAAAUUCACUAGUCUUGAUCUUUAAAUUCGUAAUUUUUUGAAGGGCCUGUGUCCACUCAUGGCAUUUAAAAUUUUGAGCUGAUUGUGCUUAUUUUCUCUAAAGAAAGAUGAUUUUGUU